UUUGUUCUUACCUUGGCUUAAAGGUGCUGAAGUUGGGCUGCAUUUGAAAUAAAAAGGGGGGGCUGUAAACACCACCAGUUGCUGCUUGUUUGGAAUGGAGUGAGGAUCAUCAUAGUCUACAUCACCAGUAUGCCAUCCCCUGAUCUCAUCCUGGUGACCACUGUCUUUAUGGCCUCCGUUAUUACACUGACUUCUGCUGCCAGGACCACACAUUGGCCCAAACCUCAGAACAUCAACAAGCCUCCACAAACUGGGACCAUUGGUUUAGGUGGGGGAGGAAGGUUUGGACCGAUUGCUACAAAAGCCCCCUCUCCUUCCAACAGCCUGCACACAGAAGGAGCAACUGGGAUUAUGACUGAUGCAUACUCCCUGUCCCCUACGGACAGCAGCACCUUCAACAGUAACACCUUCCAGGCUGAGUAUCACACUGAUGCAAUGCCACCCCCUGGAAACACCCAUGGGAAUUAUUCUUUUGACUAUAAUGAAUGCUUCUUCAAUGUCUGUGAGUGCUGCCCACCCGAAAAAGGUCCCAAAGGGCCGACUGGAGAGAGAGGGCCACCAGGGCCGUCGGGGGAAAGUGGUCCUCCAGGGUUGCCAGGGGAAAAAGGAGAAACAGGACCCCAGGGGCCUCCAGGACCAACUGGAUUACCUGGGCUCAAUGGAUUAAAUGGCAACAAAGGUGAAAAGGGUGAUCAUGGGCCGAUGGGUCAACCAGGCUCUCAUGGUAUCCCAGGAAAACCUGGAGAGAAAGGUGAUUUUGGCCCCAAAGGAGAAAAGGGGGAAAAUGGGAUCCAUGGGCUGAAAGGAGACCCAGGAGAGAAAGGAGAGCCUGGCUACAAUGGAACUAAAGGCACUGUUGGCCCCAUGGGUCCCCCAGGACCAGCUGGGACAAAGGGUCAGAAAGGUGAACAGGGACGUCUGGGAGAGUGUUUACUUGGUGAGAGGGGGGAGAAAGGUGAUGUUGGUGAUCCUGGGCCCCCUGGUCCAAGAGGUGAGAUGGGCCCUCCUGGAGCAAAUGGGACUGACGGUGUAAAAGGGGAAAGGGGGGUACCAGGAGAGAAGGGAGACAGUGGUGCUAGAGGGCCUCCAGGUGCAAGGGGAAUGGCAGGAAUUAGGGGAGAGAGGGGCGCUAAAGGUGUACGUGGCCCUCGGGGCCCAAAAGGCAACCCAGGUGAGAGAUUAGAGCCAAUUCGCUCUGCUUUUAGUGUGGGUUUGUUCCCAAGCAGGUCAUUUCCGCCUCCUGGACUGCCUGUGAAGUUUGAUAAGAUCUUUUAUAAUGGGGAUGGGAACUGGGACCCAGCACUGCACAAGUUCAACGUCACUCACUCAGGAGUCUACCUGCUCACUUAUCACAUCACGGUGCGUAACCGGCCCCUGCGGGUGGCCUUGGUGGUUAAUGGGAUGCGGAAGGUGAGGUCACGAGAUUCUCUUUACGGCCAGGACAUUGAUCAGGCUUCCAACCUUGUGCUGAUUCAGCUCAGCGAGGGCGACCAGGUGUGGCUGGAGACUCUGAGAGACUGGAACGGGGUUUACUCCAGCAGUGAGGAUGACAGCACCUUCUCUGGCUUCCUGAUUUAUCCAGACUUAAAUGUAAAACCAAACUCAAUGAAAAAUGAUUGAAUACAUCUUCUAUUGCUUUUUUUGUUGCUAGCUUCUUUUCCAAGUGCUGUAUUUUUUAGAAGCUGAGCUCUUAGCUUGCAUGAUUCACUGUACUAGGGCAUUGAGAGAAGAAGAAUCGUCAUUAUAUUGAUCAUUGUGCAUUAAAAUUACACUGCUUGAA
This is a messenger RNA of Cyprinodon variegatus (sheepshead minnow), 1780 nucleotides long. It is a transcript of the gene otol1a, whose product is annotated as inner ear-specific collagen-like. The coding region runs from base 130 to 1620 and encodes 496 amino acids. NCBI's taxonomy places the organism in Eukaryota, Metazoa, Chordata, Actinopteri, Cyprinodontiformes, Cyprinodontidae. The record is from RefSeq and is a predicted model, not a curated record. Gene Ontology annotation, molecular function: protein binding. The transcript has 5 exons.